CAGGACUUGGCGGGUGGCGGUGAGCGCGCUACGUCCCCACGAAGCGACCGACGAGUCGCAGCCGUUCGCGCGCGUUCAAGAGCAGCUCUCGCUGCGUGCGCGGUCGUCGCGUCCGGGCAGCCCAGGCUCCCCAGCGGGAAAGCCAGUAGCCCACCUUUGAACUCAGCGCGCGGUCGACGCCGCGCCCGGAGGUUCGAGGUUGACGCCUGUCGACGCCACACCUGGCCCGGAGGUCCUAGCUCGACGCCCCGCGACGCGGCGCGCCGGCAGAACCAUGAUCCUCCGACGACCGUACCUCGUCCUCCUCGCGGCCCUUACAAGAGCCGACGAGAACUACAAUCUUGCGAUCCCGGACCAGGACGACGAGGCCGCCCUUUUAGAAGGCGACGACUGGCGGGACCACCACCCCGACUGGAUUAAUGAAAUAGCGUACAACCAGCAGUGCCAAGAAAAGCUCCAAAAAGAGCGUGCGCAGCGCUGGAUCUGCGAUGCGAGAUGGUGCGAUUCGGAGGGCCGGGAUUGUUAUGAUGGGCCGCCGCCGCACCACUUGAAAUAUGGUACUAGUUCUGUGGGCUCGGAAGUCAAGAAAUGUAUCUUCUCGCAAGUGCCCGACGAGUGCCGCGGGCGGUACAACUACGCGUGCUGCAAGCACAAGCCGAGCGGCGAGGUCGUGUUUGGCAUCGUGUUUCCUAUUAUAAUCUUCCUCAUGCUCGUGACGGCGGCGUGGCCCGAGGAGCUCCACGUCUUCGGGGGGACGUGCCUCGAGCGGAAUUUAGGGAUGGGCACGCCGCGGGGGUUCAAGUAAU
This is a messenger RNA of Pelagomonas calceolata, 806 nucleotides long. NCBI's taxonomy places the organism in Eukaryota, Pelagophyceae, Pelagomonadales, Pelagomonadaceae. The record is from the annotation of a GenBank genome assembly.